This is a messenger RNA of Exaiptasia diaphana, 1565 nucleotides long. RefSeq names its product 50S ribosomal protein L15. Gene Ontology annotation, cellular component: mitochondrial large ribosomal subunit. Bases 24 to 743 code for a protein of 239 amino acids. Gene Ontology annotation, molecular function: structural constituent of ribosome. The transcript is spliced from 4 exons. The record is from RefSeq and is a predicted model, not a curated record. NCBI's taxonomy places the organism in Eukaryota, Metazoa, Cnidaria, Anthozoa, Actiniaria, Aiptasiidae. Gene Ontology annotation, biological process: translation.
GGCCGUGGGAACUAUAGUUCAAAAUGGCGGCCUGCUAUGUAAGGAAAAAUCUCGAUGCUUUGAAGAAACUACCUCGAGUAGCAUUAAAUAAUAUUAGAGACAUACCAGAAGCAUUCAUAACGCACCGUCGUAAAGGAAGAGGUCCAGGCUCUGGUAGAGGUAAAACUGCAGGUCGUGGUCAUAAAGGACAAGGGCAGAGGACUGGAAAACCCAGACUUGGUUUUGAAGGUGGACAAACACCAUUUUACAUUAGAGUACCAAAACAUGGAUUCAAAAACAAAUUUGAGAAAGUCUACGAGCCACUCAAUCUAAACCGACUUCAAUACCUAAUAGACAGCAAGCGGUUAAAUGUUGCAAAGCCAAUUACAAUGUAUCAUUUGUGGAAGGCUGGAGCAGUGGGGAAAAUACAAGAUGGAGUAAAACUUCUUGCAACUGGGGAUUCAUGGUUUAAAGCCACAGUUGAUAUUGAAGUAAGCAAGGCAUCCAAGACAGCAAUAGAGGCCAUUGAACGACAAGGUGGUAAAAUAAMGUGUGCCCAUUAUAACAAACUGGGGUUAAGAGUUUUAUUGAAACCUGAAAAAUUUGAAGGAAGACUUGUGCCAAGACGAGCUCAACCACCAUCAAAAUUAAUGCCAUACUAUACAAGUAUUGAAAACCGUGGAUAUCUCGCUGAUCAGGACGAAUUAGAGGAAGCAAGACUAAAAACAUUUAAGAAAUUCAACCAAGAAGAAGAAGUAGAUUAAAUAAAGUCAGUCAUCUGUACAAAGUGUCAUCAAAAAUACAAAAAACAUACAUUGCUUGUGGCUCUUAUAAUGCUAAAUCUAACUGGAGUAGAGUUCAUUUAUUGUUGCUUGAUCCACCAGAUGUUCAAUUUUAACAAGAAGGGGGGGUGUGUGUGUGUGUGCAUUAUCCACACCAUGCACACUACAUACUACCACCAUAUUUCUACAUUUAUUGCCCAGAUGUUCGCCUGCUGGGCAGCCGGAAUUCCUAGAUGGUCCCGGUAUUUUGAAAGGAAAUCCCGUGAUGCAACAUAGUCUACCUAUACUAUGAUCACCUGUGGUAAGGUUGUCCGUAAAACCGCGGCACUUUAAGAAGGAUUUUCGUUUGACCGUGAAAGAGAUGACAAAGUAAUUCUUGGCAAGAACCACUUUCAGUUCUUUUGAUACAGUGUACCAAUAAGUACAAAUUUUUUUCGGCUCAGUUCAUGGUUAAGAGUGAAAAUUACUCUAAAACAACUAGAAAGUACUGACUKAAUUUUGUCAGUCGAUUUCCAGUUGGGUUUUUUCGUCUGUGUUCUAUUAGUAUCUUGCUAGGCUAUUCUCUGUAGCUGAUUUCCUACCGCCUUUGGUGUGCGUUGACAGAAUAACGUGGGCUACACAAGCAAACCAGAAAUGGCUGCAUGUCAUUGAAACACAAGAUCUAUUCAUGGACAUGAGUUUUCGAUUAGAAAUAUCCAUAGAUCAGGUGUUUCUAUGCAGGAGAGUUGGAUUUGUCUCUGCAGGGCUCAGACAUUCAAAACGAAUGUAAAACUAAUUGAAAGGACACGAUGAAAUCUUUCACUU